AUGCCCGUUCAUCACGCCCGGCGCGCGCCAUACGUUUGCGCUAGCUGCAUCCGCAGGCUCCAUCAUGUUGCUCCGAGAAUAACACGUACAUACGCAACCAGUGGACCGAAAACUGCCAUCUCUGCCGCCGCCGAACGCUCGCCACGCCCUUCCCUGAGAGCACCCGCUCGCGCAGUGCACCUUCGGCGCAAUGAAUACAGCACGUCCACCAGGAAGCCACUGCGGCUGGCCAUCAUCGGCUCUGGCCCGGCAGGCUUCUACACAGCGCAACGUCUGAUGAGGCAAGUCAAGGAUGCCGUCGUCGACAUGUACGAGAAGCUGCCCGUCCCGUACGGUCUCGUCCGCUUUGGCGUUGCGCCCGACCAUCCCGAGGUCAAGAACUGCCAGGACAGCUUCGAAGAGGUCGCCGCGAGCACCCGCUUCAAUUACAUUGGCAACGUCGAGGUUGGAAAGACACUUGCGCUGGCGGACAUGAAGCCUCAUUACGAUGCCAUAUUGUUCGCCUAUGGAGCGUCCGAAGACCGGAAGCUGAGCAUACCAGGAGAAGACUUGCCGGGUGUCUAUUCUGCAAGAGAGUUUGUAGGAUGGUACAACGGCCAUCCUCAGUUCUCGCACUUGAAGCCUGAGCUGGACAAGGGCGAGCGAGCCGUUAUCGUCGGGCAAGGCAAUGUGGCCCUGGAUGUUGCGCGCAUACUGGUUGCGCCUCUUAAUCAAUUGCGCAAGACAGAUAUUGCUGAGCACGCCGUCGCAGCCUUGUCCCGCAGCAAGAUCAAGAGGGUUGAGGUCGUUGGACGCCGUGGACCUUUGCAGGCUUCAUUCACUGUAAAGGAAGUUCGUGAGCUCAUGCAGUUCCCAAAAGUCGGGUUCAAGAGCACAGGUCUCCGAUCGUUCUACCCACCCGAAGGCAUACACACACUGCCUCGCGUGCAGAAACGCCUUGCAAUGGUCCUUCAACAAGGUGCUCCGAUAGACAAACAUGACCAUAAGAAAAGGUGGGAGCUGUCCUUCUUGAGAUCGCCCCACGCUAUACACGCCAAGAAAAAUAGGCUCAACCAGGUGAUUGGUAACCGCGUCGACUCCAUAGAGUUUCAGAAGACCAAUUUCGUACCCGACGCCAAUCCAUUUUCCGAGGACGCCAAAGUGCAUCCCACUGGAGAGAUGGUUACAACGGAAGCAUCGAUGGUAUUCAGAUCCAUCGGUUACAAGUCUACCCCACUGCCAGGCCUGUCCGACCUGGGUGUUCCGUUCGACGAGAAGCUCGGCAUCAUCCCGAAUGAUGUCCACGGUCGGAUCAUAUCACCUUCAGCAGGCCCUGGAAAUCUAUCAGCUGGACAUCUUCCUGGCCUAUACGCGGUUGGGUGGGUCAAGCGCGGACCCACCGGCGUCAUUGUCAACACAAUGAUGGACGCUUUUACAACUGCCGAUAUCAUAGCCCAGGACUGGAGUACCAAUGUACCGUUCCUCAACACCGAGAAGGGCAGCGAUGCGAGCACGGGGUUGGGUUGGGACGGCGUAAAAGACACAGUACUGGCACAGGGUGUCAUUCCGGUUGACUGGGAGGCUUGGAAGAGGAUCGAUAAAGCGGAGCGGGAGAGAGGAAAGCAGGUUGGGAAAGUGAGGUGGAAGUUCGCGGACACGGAGCAGAUGAAAGCAGCCGCUGGACUGGCGAGUUCGUGGAAUCCCCAGAAGAUGAAGGCGACAGCGGGAUUGGCGUGA
Molecule: messenger RNA, 1716 nt
Organism: Didymosphaeria variabile
Lineage: Eukaryota; Fungi; Ascomycota; Dothideomycetes; Pleosporales; Didymosphaeriaceae
Gene: ARH1
Product: NADPH-adrenodoxin reductase
Exons: 2
Coding region: 1-1716 (571 amino acids)
Biological process (GO): ubiquinone biosynthetic process
Cellular component (GO): mitochondrion
Source: RefSeq, a predicted model, not a curated record